CGUACGCGCCCGCGUGCCCAGCCCCCAUUGCCCCUCCCGCGGCUAAGCAGCCAAGAACAUACGAGAAACCUGCACAGCGCUGCACACAGAGAGAGAGAGAGCGCAACGAACAGAAAGAGUGAGAGGCCCGACACUUGCGCCACCCCCUCCCGCUCCCCCUCCCCUCCAUCUCGCCAAAACCAUCCAUUAUUAGCCAGAUGCUGUCGUCGUCGUCGUCCGUCCCCCGUUGAUCUCUCCAAUCUCUUUUAGCCACUCUCGUGCAGACACCGCGCGCGGUCCGCGGAGGAGGAGAAGCUAGCUAGCUCAACGUUGGUUCGCAUCGCCGUCGGAGGGAGUUCAGGCUCAGCCGGCCGGCCGGCAUGGAGGGGAAGCACAUGGUGAUGUCGGCGGUGGGGAUCGGGAUAGGCGUCGGCGUGGGGCUGGGGCUGGCAUCCGCGCCGUGGUCGGGCGGAGGGUCUGGAGGCCCGGCGCGGGCCGGGGUGACGCUGGAGCGGGUGGAGCACGAGCUCCGCCGCCUCGUCGUCGACGGCAGGGACAGCAAGGUCACCUUCGACGAGUUCCCAUACUACCUCAGUGAGCAAACACGCGUCGUGCUGACGAGCGCCGCGUACGUCCACCUGAAGCAAGCAGAGAUCUCCAAAUACACCAGGAAUCUCGCCCCUGCUAGCCGCGCGAUUCUGCUGUCAGGCCCUGCAGAGCUUUACCAGCAGAUGCUCGCCAAGGCGCUCGCGCACUAUUUCGAAGCCAAAAUCCUCCUGCUGGAUCCUACAGAUUUUCUCAUAAAGCUUCACGGCAAAUACGGCACCGGUAGCAGCGAACAGUCUGUUACAAGAUCCAUCUCCGAGACGACUCUUGAAAAGAUGUCUGGAUUACUCCAGUCUUUUACGAUGACUCCACAGAAGGAGCAAUCCAGAGGAGGUAUGCGUAGACAAAGCAGUAUGACCGACAUGAAAUUAAGGAGCUCUGAAAGUACAAACAGCAUGCCCAGGCUCAGAAGAAAUGCAUCUACUUCAUCAGAUAUGAGUAGCCUGGCAUCGCAAGGCCCUCCAAGCAAUUCAGCUCCUCUCAGACGUUCUAGUAGCUGGACUUUUGAUGAGAAAAUGCUGGUGCAAGCGUUAUACAAGGUUCUGCAUAAAGUAUCUAAGAAGAGCCCAAUUGUCCUCUACAUAAGAGAUGUCGAGAAGUUUCUUCAGAAGUCCCCCAAAAUGUUUCUUUUAUUUGAGAAACUACUGGCCAAGCUUGAAGGGCCAGUGCUGCUUCUCGGUUCAAGGAUUGUGGAUAUGGACUUUGAUGAUGAUGAGCUGGAUGACAGGCUAUCUGCUUUAUUCCCAUAUAACAUAGACAUCAAGCCGCCCGAAAAUGAGAAUUGCCUUGUAAGCUGGAACUCCCAGUUAGAAGAAGAUAUGAAGAUUAUUCAGUUUCAAGAUAAUCGGAACCAUAUCACGGAAGUCCUUGCAGAGAAUGAUCUCGAGUGUCUUGAUUUAGGCUCAAUAUGUCUAUCCGAUACAAUGGGCCUCAGUAAGUAUAUUGAGGAGAUUGUGGUAUCUGCAGUUUCUUACCACUUGAUGAAUCAUAAAGACCCAGAGUACCGGAAUGGAAAACUAAUUCUAUCUGCUAAAAGCUUGUCCCAUGCAUUGGAAAUUUUUCAAGAGAACAAGGUGUGCGAUAAGGACACCAUGAAGUUGGAAAGACAUACUGACGCUCGAAAGGUUUGUUUCUUUUUAUUGUUUUUACACUUCUAG
Messenger RNA from Triticum urartu, 1742 nucleotides. NCBI's taxonomy places the organism in Eukaryota, Viridiplantae, Streptophyta, Magnoliopsida, Poales, Poaceae. The record is from RefSeq and is a predicted model, not a curated record.